This is a messenger RNA of Perkinsus marinus ATCC 50983, 821 nucleotides long. RefSeq lists its product as hypothetical. The record is from RefSeq and is a predicted model, not a curated record. Lineage: Eukaryota; Perkinsozoa; Perkinsida; Perkinsidae. The transcript is spliced from 8 exons. The coding region runs from base 7 to 759 and encodes 250 amino acids.
CGCAUUAUGGCUGCGGUACCGGUCCGACGUAAGUGUCCUCGCUCUCCACAAGAGGGCGUCACUUUGAGUGCCUAUGAGAAGCAUGUGGCAGAGUCGGCAACGAGAGCAGUACCGAUGGGUGGCGUGAAAAGUAGAGGAGUGCAGGUUGAAGCUAGGCCUUUUGGUUGGGUUAGUCUGUUAUGGUAUCUAUUAGUAUUGUUGGUGUCUGUUGUGGCGAUGGACGUCGCUGCAAGCAGAUUUCACUACCAUUAUUUGAUCCAUUACGAAAUAGAGCCUUUGAAAAGUAAAGCAUUGGAGGCGAUGAAGGACGUGAACGGAACAGUGAAGGGCAAUAAUUUAUCUUGUACAGUAUUCGAUCCGUUCGCCAACCGAACAGUAAAUGACUGCUCUCGUUCGGUCUGCAUAUUCGAAGCGUUUCGGUUGGCGGAGAAGCGACAGGACGUAUUGCAAACGGUGCGACAGUUCCAUCUGGCCGGUCGAAUCGGUGCUGAGAUCUUCGAUUGGAAGCGCGGAGUUGAUCAAACGGCGAAGCCGGGUAAUUUAUUCCGGACUAAAUCGUGCGAGAAGAUUAUAGAUUCUGUGGACCACAGCAACCACGAGGCAAAUGUGGUGGCCGUCGUGUCUGGUGUGAUAUCCCUUCUGGGUUUUAGCAUUCUCCUCGUUGCGUUGUUGCGAUCACCGCGAUAUCAGCCGGCAGCACUUCCUGAGACCCGUGUGAGCGAUACGGGGAAGGUGCAGAGGAGGCACAAACUCGACUGAUUAUCUGUUGUGGUUUCUGAGCUGAUCUAUACGAGCGUAUCAAAUACUGUUUACACUGUAUU